GGCUGCUAAGGUGUCUUUUGGGAUGACACAAAUGUUCUGGAAUUACUGUGGAUGGUUGCACAAUCUUGUGAAUAUACUAAAAACCACUGAAUUGAACAUUUUUAAAAGGAUGAGUUUUAUGGUAUGUGAAUUAUAGCUUGAUAAAAAAGACAGAAUGAAAUCAUUUCCAAAUAGUUAUAAACAUAUAGAGAGAGGCACAAGAGCUAGGGAGGAGGCCUCACAUUUACUGAUCACCUACUAUGUCCCAGACCCAGACAUUCAAAUAUUUUACGUUCAUUUUCUUAUUUAUGCCACACAACAACCUGGAGAAGUAUAUUUUCUUCAUGUCACAGAUUAAGAAAGUAACCCUUACAGAUACAGCUUAUCCAAGGAUGCACAACUAGUUAGUGCCACCAUCAGAAUUAUGGUUCAGGUCUGUCUGCCUUCAGAGUCCUUUCCACUUCCCAUUAGCUUCUUGUAUAAGGAGCUUUAUACUUGCUUGGUGUUCUCUCUCACUGUACCUUGCACAGUGGUGGACAUACUCAAGUAACACUGUUUGAGUGAUUACCAAUUGUCAUCUCUGCAGAUGACACCUGGAGAGCUAGCCCUUGCCAGCGGUAACCACACUCCAGUUACCCAUUUCAUUUUGCUGGGCUUCUCCAAUUAUCCAGACCUACAGGAGCUUCUCUUUGGAGUUUUCCUGCUCAUCUAUGCCAUGACAGUGGGCAACCUGGGAAUGAUGACCCUCAUCUUCACAGACUCCCGUCUCCAUAGCCCCAUGUAUUUCUUCCUCAGCGUCCUCCCUUUUCUUGAUAUUUGUUACUCCUCUGUGGUCACACCCAAGCUCUUGGUCAACUUUCUGGCAUCUGACAAGUCCAUCUCUUUUGAGGGCUGUGUAAUCCAGCUGACCUUCUUUGUGGUACAUGUGACCGCUGAGAGCUUCCUUCUGGCCUCCAUGGCCUAUGACUGCUUCAUGGCCGUCUGCCAACCCCUCCAUUAUGGUUCAGUCAUGACCAAAGGGACCUGUCUCCAGCUGGUGGCUGCUUCCUAUGUAUUUGGUGGAGCCAACUCUGCUAUCCAGACUGGUAAUGUCUUUGCCCUGCCCUUCUGUGGGCCCAACCAGGUAACACACUACUUCUGUGACAUCCCACCCCUUCUGCACCUAGCUUGUGCCAACACAGGCACAGCAGGAGUCAUCCUCUAUAUCUUCUCUGCACUGGUUACCCUGCUGCCUGCCACAAUCAUCCUGACCUCCUACAGCUUGAUCUUGGCAGCUAUUGGGAGGAUGCACUCGGCAGCUGGGCGGGAGAAAGCCCUCUCCACAUGUGCCUCCCAUUUCCUGGCCAUUGCCAUUUUCUAUGGCACCGUGGUUUUCACCUACGUCCAGCCCCAUGGAUCCACUAAUGAUACCAAUGGCCAAGUAGUAUCUGUCUUCUACACCAUCAUAAUUCCCAUGCUAAACCCUUUCAUCUACAGCCUCCGCAACAAGGAGGUGAAAGAUGCCCUGCAGAGGAAGUUCCAGAUCAACAUCUUCCCCUGUUGA
Molecule: messenger RNA, 1522 nt
Organism: Loxodonta africana (African savanna elephant)
Lineage: Eukaryota; Metazoa; Chordata; Mammalia; Proboscidea; Elephantidae
Product: olfactory receptor 5J3-like
Exons: 1
Coding region: 566-1522 (318 amino acids)
Biological process (GO): G protein-coupled receptor signaling pathway; sensory perception of smell
Cellular component (GO): membrane
Molecular function (GO): olfactory receptor activity; odorant binding
Source: RefSeq, a predicted model, not a curated record